CCAUUGAAGAAAGCUGCCACUAGCGCGUGAGUGAUUGUUGAGAGAUGUAGGCAUAGUGCUCCAAGCUGUGUGAAAAGAAAAGAUCUCCACUCCACUCAAAUGUGGGCGCUGCCUUUUUAGUGCGAUUGCUGCUGAACAGACCCAAAAGCAAAGCCAAAGAUGAAAAUGGUUCUUCCAUUGCUCCUUGCAGCAUGUCUAGCAGUAGCAGCAUCAGCAGCAGCACCUUCUUCUUCAUUCCCAAAUCAUGGGAAGCAAAUCUUAAGAUUUGCCGAAGACAGCUUUUGCUCCACGCUGGUCCUGGUUCAUGGCUAUCCUUGCCAGGAGUUCAAAGUGACAACUCCAGAUGGCUACAUUCUGCGAGUUCAUAGAAUACCACACGGUGUGGCGGGAGUUUCCUCGCCAUCGCCAAAGCCAGUGUUUCUCCAGCACGGUGUUCUUCAGGGAGGAGACGAUUGGGUGUUUUAUCCCCCGCGCAAUUCUUUUGGGUUUGUUCUCGCGGACGAAGGCUUCGAUGUGUGGAUCGGGAAUCUCCGGGGCACGCAUUGGAGUCGCCAGCAUGUCUCGUACUCCUCCGGCGACAAGGCGUACUGGGACUGGACUUGGGACGAGCAUGCCCUGUACGAUCUCCCAGCCAUGCUCAACUUGGUUCAUGAAAACACUGGCUCGGAGCUUUACUAUGUCGGCCAUUCUCAGGGAACGUUGAUUGCUCUGGCAGCUUUCUCGGAGUCCAAGCUAAUGAAUGUCGUCAGGGCGGCGGUGUUACUCAGCCCCAUUGCCUACCUCAAAGGCAUGACUUCCACGCUUUCCAGGCUCGCUGCUCUACUCUACAUGGACCAGAUCUACGACGACGUAGGCCUGUCACAAUUCACUCUUGAAACUGGAAUUGGUGCGUACCUUCUCAGGAAUUUAUGCUCGCUGGACCCCCGAUGCGCAGACUUGCUGGUCCUCGUGACGGGCCGGAAUUGCUGCUUCAACGCGAGCCUCACUUCUUACUACCGCCAGUUCGAGCCUCAAGGGUCUUCCACGAAAAACUUAGUUCACCUUGCUCAAAUGGUGAGAACCGGUUUGUUUGCAAAGUUCGACUAUGGUAGCAGCCUCGGGAACAUCCGCGCCUACUCGCAAGUGGUUCCUCCGACGUACGAGCCAGCCAACAUUCCCAAGAGUUUUCCAGUUUUCCUCGUGUAUGGAGGCAAGGACACAUUGUCUACGCCACAGGGCGUCCAGGAACUGGCCAAGCGCCUCGUUUGCACGCAGCAAACACUAUUUCUUCCAAACUACGCUCACGCGGAUUUUGUUGUAGGAACUCGAGCAAGGCAAGACGUGUUUGACCCGGUGAUUAAAUUUAUCAAGGCAAACUAAGUAAAGGUGUGGCAAAUCUCUGAUAAAAUCAAGCCUUUUGUUUUUUGGUGAUGUUCCUUCCAACAAUGUAAAGCAGCGUAGACAACAUUGUGGGAGCGUGUGAUUGGCAGUGUCAAAAUUUUUAACUCCUUUCUAGGUGGUGCGAAAGAAUUUUUCCAUGGAUCUCCGUUCCUAGCCAUUCAAGCACGAGAAGGCUAUGUCUGAUUAACGAUAAUCCCGAAUUAAUCAAACAAAAGUUAAAGAUU
This is a messenger RNA of Selaginella moellendorffii, 1604 nucleotides long. RefSeq names its product triacylglycerol lipase 2. Gene Ontology annotation, molecular function: hydrolase activity, acting on ester bonds. The transcript has 9 exons. Gene Ontology annotation, biological process: lipid metabolic process. The record is from RefSeq and is a predicted model, not a curated record. NCBI's taxonomy places the organism in Eukaryota, Viridiplantae, Streptophyta, Lycopodiopsida, Selaginellales, Selaginellaceae. Bases 160 to 1359 code for a protein of 399 amino acids.